AUGAGUUCAAGUACCUUUCGUAAACGCAGAAAUAAUUUGUAAGCCAGCAUGCCUGUAGACUAACCAUAAUAAUUUGAAGAAGAAACUUAGCAGUUGUCAUAAAAUAUAAAUUCAAGAUAACAUUUCUAUGAUUAUUCUUAGAGGUACUAUUUAUCUUGAUUUAGAAUUUAAACUAUUGAUAAAUUCCUAAAAGAUCUUUAGAAGCUAAAGCAAAUGUCUUUCUAUAAAAACUGA
This is a messenger RNA of Paramecium sonneborni, 234 nucleotides long. Lineage: Eukaryota; Ciliophora; Oligohymenophorea; Peniculida; Parameciidae. The record is from the annotation of a GenBank genome assembly.